AUGGAUCUCAUACCUAACUGCGUUACAAGACCGUUUUCAAUAUGCAGACGGACUCGGCAGGUUUUUUCUUUUUUUGAUUUGUUUUGUUUUUGCAUAUUUCUACUCUCAAUUUCAUCAAUAUCAGCCAAAACAGAUGAAGCAUAUUUUCUAACUUCAACCACAUCCUCAAGUGCCUCGGCUUUGAGGAAAGCUUAUACAAAUGAAUGGGCCCUUCGUAUAGAUGGAGCGGAUGAAACUAAAGCAAAGGCCCUGGCUUCCAAAUAUGGGUAUAUCUUUCUGGGUCGAAUUAUUCCGGGUGAAGAUUAUUUCCUUUUUCGUAAUGCUAAUCAACGUACCAGAUCUUCGAGAAAAUCACGUAGCUUGCAGUUGAACGCUAUCACACAUGAGCCUGAGAUAACAUGGGUAGAGCAACAAGUCGCUAAAAAGCGCGUCAAACGAGAUUUUCGCCGAUAUCAACGAAAUAGUCGAAUGCACGAUGAUACAAAUGACAUUAUCUAUAAUGAAGAUGAUUCGUUAGUGAGCAAGUCGAGAAAUCGUAAAUACCCAGAUCCUAAUGACCCUCUGUGGACCGACAUGUGGUAUUUGAAUAGAGCCGAUCUCUCCUCUAACACUAAAAUGGAUCAUAAUGUUAAAGAAGCAUGGGACCUUGGAUAUACAGGACGAGGGGUUGUUGUCACAAUUCUUGACGACGGUCUGGAACGAACACAUCCUGAUAUAUCUCCUAAUUACGAUGCCCGCGCGUCUUAUGACGUGAACGACCGAGACGAUGAUCCAAUGCCACGCUAUGAAUAUUCCGAUGAGAACCGACAUGGAACGAGAUGUGCGGGAGAAGUUGCCGCUAUCUUCAAUAACAGCUUGUGCAUUGUUGGCAUCGCAUAUAACGCCCAUAUUGGAGGGAUCCGUAUGCUUGAUGGUGAUGUGAGUGACGCUGUAGAAGCUGCUUCACUUGGUCACAAUUCGGAUUACAUCGAUAUUUAUAGUGCUUCUUGGGGACCUGACGAUGAUGGGCGUACGGUUGAUGGUCCAGCUAAAUUAACUCGCGCAGCUUUUGAACGAGGUAUCCGUGAAGGGCGCAGAGGUAAAGGUUCUGUGUUCAUCUGGGCUUCUGGAAAUGGAGGAAAAGAUGCCGAUUCUUGCAAUUGUGACGGAUAUACCAACAGUAUUUACACGUUAUCAAUAUCAUCGGCCACUGAAAACGGCAACAUACCAUGGUAUUCUGAAGCCUGUAGCAGCACAUUAGCAACUACAUACUCUAGUGGGGCUAGUGGAGAGAAAAUGAUUGUAACAACUGAUCUCCAUCAUGCGUGUACUCAUACUCAUACUGGAACAUCAGCGUCUGCACCUUUAGCAGCUGGCAUUGUUGCUCUAGCUUUAGAAGCUAAUCCUGAAUUAACAUGGAGAGAUCUUCAGCAUAUUGUCAUACGAACUGCUAAACCUAUACACUUGAGAGCUGGAGAUUGGGUUACGAAUGGAGUUGGUCGAAAUGUCUCUCACAGUUUCGGGUAUGGGUUGAUGGAUGCUGGAGCAAUGGUUCGGCUAGCGAAAAACUGGACCACUGUUGGUACUCAACGCGUGUGUUGGCAAUUCUAUCCUAGUCGAUUCAAAGCUAUUCCAAACGGAAAUAGAUUACAACUACAAUUAUACACUGAUGGCUGUCUCGCUGAUCCUGGCCACCAUGUUGUAUAUUUAGAGCACGUUCAAGCCAUUAUAUCUCUGAAAGCUCCUAAACGUGGUGAUAUAAAAAUUUAUCUGACUAGUCCGUUAGGUACAAGAUCGACUCUAUUAACUAAACGCUCACGGGAUGCUUCUCGAGCCGGUUUCGUGGAAUGGGCUUUCAUGACAACUCACAGUUGGGGAGAAACAGCAACAGGCUUAUGGACGUUAGAAAUUGACAAUGAUGGAUGGGAUGAUGCUGAGCUUGUUAAAUGGGAUUUAGUAAUGUUUGGAACGACAGAAGAAACCACUGAUUUCGGAGGAAGACAUCCUUCCGCUCUUAUGGCUCGAUCUAUCAGUCGUCAAGAUGAUUCUGUGUCCUCUCUUGCUCCAUUAGUGACUCAUAUUAUACCACUUCUCGCACUUAUCAUUUCCUGUGCUCAAAUAGUUUUUAUUUUUUAG
Auanema sp. JU1783 is the source of this 2115-nucleotide messenger RNA. The record is from the annotation of a GenBank genome assembly. NCBI's taxonomy places the organism in Eukaryota, Metazoa, Nematoda, Chromadorea, Rhabditida, Rhabditidae.